AUGAUACUUAGCCGACUAAGCCGAAUAUCAGGACUUCACUUUCGACAACAAUAUGUACUAAGCCUUAGUCAAAGAUCUACACUGAUACGGCAGGUCUGCGGUACAAGAGUACGAUCUGCUACAGCAUCAGAGGAAACCUUAGUAGCAAGAGAAUUGGAAACACCGUCUACAGUCCGUCUGCGUCCAUAUCAGAAAGACUGUAUUGAAUCCAUAAUGAAAGUUAUUAGAGGAGGUGAAACGAGAUUAGCUGUCAGUUUGGCUACAGGCGGGGGUAAAACAGUGAUUUUCUCUAACUUAUUGAACGAAAUACCCAGCAACAAGUACAAUGGACAAAAAACGCUGAUUCUUGUGCAUAGAAAGGAGCUGGCUGACCAAGCUGCCAGAACUAUCAAACGUUUUUUUCCACACAUGAAGAUAGAAAUAGAUAUGGCAGGCUUAAGGCCAACACAUGAUGACGAUGUUGAUGUAGUUGUAGCCUCAGUGCCCACUUUGGCAAGAAAUAACAGCAAGAACCCACGCUUGUUUGAUUAUGACCCUAAUGAGUUCAAAGCCAUCAUUAUUGAUGAAUGUCAUCAUGCAAUUUCUGACUCCUAUAUCAAAAUAUUACAGUACUUCAAUGCCCUAUCGAAGGACAGCUCUGAUGGGAUUAUUGUUGUUGGAUUUUCAGCUACAUUGAAGAGACAUGAUGCCCAGCCUUUGGAUAAAGUAUUCAAUACUAUUGCAUAUGAAAAAGAUCUAAUAUCUAUGGUUAAAGAAGGGUAUCUAUCAGAAUUGUCCAUCACCAAAGUCGAAGGUGCCUUUUCUUUGGACGAUGUUAAACUAGAUAAGACAGGCGACUAUCAACUGCAAAGUUUGGAAUCAUCUGUGAAUACAGCAGCUGUUGCAGAACUUGUUUUAAAAACGUACCUUGAAAGAAAGAAAGUGCUUGGGUUGAAAUCUUCCCUGUUCUUUUGUGUGAACAAACAGCACGUACAAGAUCUUUGUGAGUUAUUUUGUGCAAACGGUAUCAAAGCUGGGUUUGUCUCUGGCAACACUCCCCUGCUAGAGAGAGAACAGAUAAUCAAAAACUUCAUUGAUGGAAAACUCAAUGUCUUGAUGAAUUGUAAUGUUUUCACGGAGGGCACAGACAUUCCUAAUAUUGACUCUAUUUUCCUUUUGCGCCCCACAAAAUCCCGACCUUUACUAAGUCAGAUGAUAGGCAGAGGUUUGAGACUUCAUUCAGGAAAGACCAAAUGUUACGUCACAGAUUUUGUAGGCACCACUCAUUCUGGUAUUAACGUUGAUGCCACUUUGGAAGGGAUAACAAAACGUCAGAUGAAUUCCCUGUUACAAUUCGAUCAAGAGAUGGUUCAUGGCAACAGGGAUUACUCCAAAAUGCUUGAAGAAGUUCCAGAUUAUUUACGGUAUACGUCUUUCAAUGAUAUAACCAGUUAUAUUAAUUCUAUCCCCAAAAACCUUUCAAAGGAAAAUCAGAGAUCCAUAGAGUACAAACUCUACAAGCAGCAUUCACUCCCUUGGAUACAAUUGGGAAUCGAUUCUUGGGGGGUAUCCUUGGCGGAUAGAAGCUAUCUGAGGAUAGACAAGACCAAAGGCAAAUUUGAAUUGAAACGGUAUAUUGCAGUUCCUUACCCCAAAAAUGGUAUCAAAAGAAAAAAGCUGAUCUUUCACUCAGAGAACUUGGAAGAAAUACUCACAGAUGCUGAAAGAUUUCUUAAAGAAAAGGGAUCCAAGCCUUUAUUUCUGGGUUCUUAUCCCAUCUCGAAUAAGCAGUAUGAGUACCUUUGCAAAGAAUUCAUCAACGUUGCACAAGGAUCUAGUGGCAUUCAAAUGGAGUAUUUCGUUCCAUUCCUGAAGAGAUAUCUCCGAAAAUUGACAAAACACCAGGCAUCAGUUCUAAUCUUUGCAAAAAUGGCCGGAGGGGCAUUUGCACUGCAAAGAUACAUAAAGUACAAAAUGUUAUCCACUAAGAACAUUCAGGAUGAAAAGGUUCCAAUCCUGAAAGAAGAGGUCAUGGACAAAUUAGCACAGAAAAUCAAAGAUAAUAAAUAA
Molecule: messenger RNA, 2049 nt
Organism: Komagataella phaffii GS115
Lineage: Eukaryota; Fungi; Ascomycota; Pichiomycetes; Pichiales; Pichiaceae
Exons: 1
Coding region: 1-2049 (682 amino acids)
Molecular function (GO): hydrolase activity; DNA binding; ATP binding
Source: RefSeq, a predicted model, not a curated record